This is a messenger RNA of Amphimedon queenslandica, 479 nucleotides long. RefSeq lists its product as uncharacterized. The record is from RefSeq and is a predicted model, not a curated record. The transcript has 6 exons. The annotation marks the transcript as partial. Lineage: Eukaryota; Metazoa; Porifera; Demospongiae; Haplosclerida; Niphatidae.
ACAAUCAUACUGUAAAAGAAAACUAUAAUAAGAACAAUAUCAUUGAAGUAAUUGUGGAAAUGAUUUGCAAGACAUCAGAGUACACUGAGGAUGAUUUAACAAAAUUUCCAGAAAAGUAUCAAGAGCUGAUUAGACGAGUGAGAUUAAAAAUUGAGAAAGAAGCCAAUGAUGAAAAAAGUCAUCUUAACAAUUUAUGUGAACUUGGGACAGAUUCAAGCUACUUAGUACCUACCUAUAUCAAUGAGCCAGAAGAAAACAAUGAUAUAGGAGAAGUUUCAAGCACAUUGGGAGAAAAAUAUUUUAUAAAUAAUUACCCUAAAUUGAAUAGAGAUCAAUCAGACGAUAAUUGUAUGUUCUCAAGAAAUUUAAUAAGAAGCACAAUAAAAGCUAAUGAAGUAUUGAAUGAUACAACAUUAUUACUGAGUGAUGUUAUAAUGUAUAGGAAAGACUGCGACAGCUAUAUAAUGGUGUAUGCUUUA